ACAUCGUGAAAAUAAACGGACGAUACUCGAGGCUCCAAUAUUGCGGAGAUUAUCGUUAAUUGUUAGUAAUUAUAGUAAUAAGGAUAUAAAUGCGUGCGCGAUAGAGUUUUAGUAACAUUUUGAAUAUUUAUAUAAUAAUUAGAAUAGUGUAAUAGAUUCAUAAUUGACCAUGGUGCGAAGUAGCGACAAAGACAGACAUCACCGGCGGAGAUCGAGGUCGAGAUCGCGAUCGAGAUCGGCCGAACCCGAGAAGAAACGACGGCGAUCUAGAAGCAGGGACCGAGAGAGGGAGAGAGAUAAGGGACGACAUCGAGAGCGAAGAAGUCGUUCGCGGGAUAGAGACAGAGAGAGGAGUGACAGAAGGGAACGUUCCGAGAGGGACAGAGAUCGCGAGAGAAAACGUGGAGACAGUAAAGAAAAGCGUCUUACAGGCUCAAAAUCUUCGCGCUCUGGCAAAGAACGAUCGAACAGAUCCCGUUCCCGUGAUAGAAAGGAUAAAGAGAAGGGGGACAAUGAGGAAUUACCUUUUGAUCACACAAAAUUAGACAAGGAGGAAGAGCAAAAAAGGUUGGAAUUGGAAAUGCAAAAGAGAAGAGAGAGGAUAGAAAGAUGGCGAGCAGAAAGGAAGAAGAAAGAACUGGAAGCAACCAAAAAAGACGGUAAGACAUCUAUUUUGGCAAAUCUUCAGCUACCCAUGAAAAAGUGGUCCCUUGAGGAUGAUAGUGAUGAAGAGACUCCUGUGGUACAGAAUAACAAGGAAGCAAAAGAAGAAGGUGCAAAGGAAGAAAUUGAAGAAGUAAAUGAAGAGGUAAAAGAUAAGGAGGAGGAGAUUGAUCCACUUGAUGCUUUUAUGGCAGAGGUCCAAGAAGAAGUGAGAAAAGUGAAUAAAUUUGAUGGUAAAGCUCCAAAAAAUGCCAAUAAUGGCACUAAUUCUGCAUCACAGAGUGGCGGGGUGGUCAUUGUAACUGGAGUAGCUAAGAAAAAAGUGCAGAAACAGAAAGGAGAACUGAUUGAACAAAAUCAAGAUGGAUUGGAGUAUUCUAGCGAAGAAGAGGGCGAGAAUCUUCACGAGACUGCGGCCGGUAUAGCAAAUAAACAGAAGCGAGAAUUAGCUAAAGUUGAUCAUGCUACAACAGAGUAUCAACCCUUCCGAAAGUCUUUCUAUGUUGAAGUGCCUGAGAUAGCAAGAAUGACACCAGAAGAAGUAGAAGUGUAUAAAGAAGAAUUAGAAGGUAUUCGCGUAAAAGGUAAAGGUUGCCCAAAACCUAUCAAAUCUUGGGCGCAAUGUGGCGUAACUAAGAAGGAAUUAGAAGUACUAAAGAAACUCGGUUAUGAGAAACCGACACCUAUUCAAUGCCAGGCGAUUCCGGCAAUCAUGUCUGGUCGCGAUCUCAUAGGUAUAGCGAAAACCGGUAGCGGAAAAACGCUAGCUUUUCUUUUACCUAUGUUUCGUCACAUACUCGAUCAGCCACCAUUAGCUGAUGGUGACGGACCAAUCGCGUUGAUUAUGACACCAACUAGAGAAUUGUGUAUGCAAAUUGGUAGGGAUUCAAAGAAAUUCACGAAAUCGCUGGGUCUUUCGCACGUGUGUGUCUAUGGUGGAACCGGCAUUUCUGAACAAAUAGCAGAACUUAAGAGAGGAGCUGAAAUCAUUGUGUGCACACCAGGAAGGAUGAUUGACAUGCUUGCUGCUAACAGCGGACGAGUGACCAAUUUACGUCGAGUAACAUAUGUAGUACUUGAUGAGGCCGACAGAAUGUUUGAUAUGGGUUUCGAACCGCAAGUGAUGCGAAUUAUGGAGAAUGUAAGACCGGAUAGACAAACGGUACUGUUUAGUGCAACGUUCCCACGACAAAUGGAGGCGCUAGCCAGAAGAAUACUUACGAGACCAGUCGAAGUACAAGUCGGUGGACGUUCUGUCGUUUGCAAGGAUGUGGAGCAGCAUGUAGUUGUACUCGAGGAAGAUCAGAAAUUUUAUAAGUUGCUUGAGAUCCUUGGACAUUAUCAAGACAAAGGUUCCACCAUUAUAUUUGUAGACAAACAAGAGAAUGCAGACACGUUGCUCAAGGAUCUUAUGAAAGCUUCAUAUUCCUGCAUGUCUCUUCACGGCGGUAUAGAUCAAUGCGACAGAGAUUCAACCAUAUUGGACUUCAAAGCGGGACGAACAAAAUUGCUUGUGGCCACGUCCGUCGCCGCUAGAGGCUUGGAUGUCAAACAUUUGGUAUUAGUUGUCAAUUAUGAUUGUCCUAAUCACUACGAGGAUUAUGUACACAGAUGUGGUAGAACUGGCCGCGCUGGAAAUAAAGGAUACGCGUAUACUUUUAUUACAUCAGAGCAAGAACGAUACGCUGGUGAUAUUUUACGUGCGCACGAGUUAGCGGGCGUACCUGUUCCAGAACCCUUGCGCCAAUUAUGGGAAGGUUACAAAGCCCGCCAAGCCGCGGAUGGAAAGAAGGUUCAUACUGGAGGUGGUUUCAGUGGCAAAGGAUUUAAGUUUGACGAAUCAGAGGCUGCUUUGGCGAAUGAAAAGAAGAAAUUCCAAAAAGCAGCUUUGGGACUGCAAGAUUCCGACGACGAGGACAUAGAAAACGAUAUCGACCAACAGAUCGAGAGCAUGCUAGCGCCUAAGCGAACUGUUCGUGAAAUUGCGAAACCGACCGCGACUAGUGUUACAGUGCCCGGUCAACCUAUUCCUAGUGCCACUGAUAAACUCGAAUUGGCCAGAAGACUGGCGUCGAAGAUAAACAUUGCAAAGAAUCUGGGCGCUGAAGCGAAAGGCGCUACUCAACAAGCAGCGGAAGCCAUAUUAAAGGGUGCAGGACCUACCAAUCUUAUCACGGCAAAGACAGUCGCGGAACAACUAGCAGCGAAACUGAAUACUAAAUUGAAUUAUCAGCCACGCGAAGAAGAUCUCGUAGAAAGUGAUGUGGAAACGGGUGAGCAAACAUUCCGCAAGUAUGAAGAGGAACUCGAGAUCAACGACUUCCCGCAACAAGCGAGAUGGCGAGUCACAAGCAAGGAGGCUCUUGCUCAAAUCUCGGAAUAUUCUGAGGCAGGUCUGACAGUGAGAGGAACGUACAUCGCACCUGGAAAAACGCCACCAGAGGGAGAGAGGAAGUUAUACCUGGCAAUAGAAUCAACGAGUGAGUUGGCAGUCAGCAAGGCCAAGGCGGAAGUGUCUCGACUCAUCAAGGAAGAACUUAUUAAACUGCAAGCGUCUGGUGCUCACACUGCAUCGCGAGGUCGCUAUAAAGUUUUAUAAAAUUUUGGGAUCAUUUUAACGAGUAUAUAGUGUAUACCGUAAGAUUAUCAUAUGCGAAUGUAUAUGAUAAAAGUUUAGAAAUUUAUUAUACAUGCAAAUAAUGUGUUUGUUUUUAACAAACUACAAUAACAAGAUAUACUUAACGACUG
Molecule: messenger RNA, 3411 nt
Organism: Atta colombica
Lineage: Eukaryota; Metazoa; Arthropoda; Insecta; Hymenoptera; Formicidae
Gene: Prp5
Product: probable ATP-dependent RNA helicase DDX46
Exons: 8
Coding region: 170-3262 (1030 amino acids)
Biological process (GO): mRNA splicing, via spliceosome
Cellular component (GO): nucleus
Molecular function (GO): RNA helicase activity; ATP binding; nucleic acid binding
Source: RefSeq, a predicted model, not a curated record